Messenger RNA from Coffea arabica (coffee), 2063 nucleotides. Its product is annotated as glucomannan 4-beta-mannosyltransferase 9. Lineage: Eukaryota; Viridiplantae; Streptophyta; Magnoliopsida; Gentianales; Rubiaceae. The record is from RefSeq and is a predicted model, not a curated record. Gene Ontology annotation, cellular component: Golgi apparatus. Gene Ontology annotation, molecular function: mannan synthase activity.
AUGGAUAGGCUUCCAUCCGCCACGCUUCUUCCGGAUGGCUUUAUAGGGGGCAGAGAUGAUAUGACGGAGCAAUUUAGCAUGGUCUGGGCUCAGAUCAAAGCACCAUUGAUCGUCCCGCUCCUUAAACUCGCUGUCAUGGUUUGCUUGAUCAUGUCUGUAAUGUUGUUUAUUGAGAGGGUGUACAUGGGCGUAGUGAUUUUGCUGGUGAAGCUGUUUGCGAGAAAGCCCGAAAAGCGCUACAAAUGGGAGCCUAUAAAAGAUGAUUUGGAGUUGGGCAAUUCAGCUUACCCUGUGGUUCUUGUUCAAAUCCCAAUGUACAAUGAAAAAGAGGUGUAUCAGCUCUCCAUAGGAGCUGCAUGCGGCCUUUCUUGGCCAUCCGAUCGUAUUAUAAUUCAAGUCCUCGACGAUUCAACAGAUCCCAUUAUCAAGGCAUUGGUGGAAACUGAAUGCCAGAGAUGGGCAAGCAAAGGGGUUAAUAUUAAGUACGAGAUUAGAGACAACAGGAAUGGUUACAAAGCUGGAGCAUUAAAGGAAGGCCUGAACCAUGCCUACGUUAAGCAAUGUGAUUAUGUAGCCAUUUUCGACGCAGAUUUUCAACCUGAGCCUGAUUUCCUCUGGCGAACCAUCCCUUUCCUGGUUCACAAUCCACAACUCGCCCUCGUUCAGGCUCGUUGGAAAUUCGUGAAUGCGGAUGAAUGCUUGAUGACAAGAAUGCAGGAAAUGUCGCUGGACUAUCAUUUCACGGUGGAGCAAGAAGUGGGAUCCUCCACCUACGCUUUCUUCGGCUUCAAUGGAACUGCUGGUGUGUGGAGAUUGGCUGCAAUUGAUGAGGCUGGAGGCUGGAAGGACCGCACAACAGUCGAGGAUAUGGACUUGGCUGUCCGAGCUAGUCUCCGGGGCUGGAAGUUUGUAUACCUUGGUUCUCUGGUGGUAAAGAAUGAAUUGCCAAGUACUUUUAAGGCGUAUCGUUAUCAACAGCACCGUUGGUCAUGUGGCCCUGCCAAUCUUUUUAGAAAAAUGGUCAUGGAAAUUAUAAGAAACAAGAAAGUCACUUUGUGGAAGAAGGUUCAUGUGAUUUACAGCUUUUUCUUGGUUAGAAAGAUCAUAGCCCACCUCAUCACAUUUGUGUUCUACUGUGUACUUUUGCCGAGCACUGUACUAGUACCUGAAGUUCAGGUCCCGAAGUGGGGAGCGGUCUAUAUUCCUUGUGUCAUUACCCUACUCAAUGCAGUUGGAACUCCAAGAUCACUCCACUUGAUGGUUUUCUGGAUUCUAUUUGAGAAUGUCAUGUCUCUCCAUCGGACAAAAGCAACCUUCGUUGGCUUGUUGGAGUCUAGUAGAGUGAAUGAAUGGGUCGUCACUGAGAAACUUGGGGAUGCUCUCAAGAACAAGUCAGCCGUAAAAGCAAUCAGAAAACCUCGAUUUAGGUUUGGAGAGAGACUUCAUCUGCUAGAACUUGGGACUGGCGCUUACCUAUUCUUCUGCGGCUGUUACGAUGUUGCAUUUGGUAAAAACCACUAUUACCUAUAUCUCUUCACGCAAGCAAUCGCCUUCUUCAUUGCGGGAUUUGGCUAUAUUGGAACUUUUGUUCCCAACUCAUAAUGCCAUUCCGGAACUGGAAGUGAUUCCUUCCAAGUACAUUUACCUUCCGAGUAUAUUGGUCGCCCUGGUUUUUUGUUGCGUCUCUGCUGCAGCACUUAGUAGAAGUGGCGUUCUCAGCAACCUCUCCUUGCAACUUUCACUUCACAUUUUAGAGUAUUUGCCCUUUAAUUUUUUUUAUUUUUUAUUUUUUUAUGUUUCCUUUAUUAUUUUUCCAGUUGCCUUUACUUGUAAAAAGAACAAAGAUGGUCAUUCUUUUAGGUUAGGCAUAAGCAUUCGAGUAAUACCUCGAAUCAUUUGUUCUUGUGUAUAGAACAGAAGUCCAGGGUUUUACUACAGAACAAAAUGAUUUUGCAAAUGCUUCGCACUCAAAAGCGAAAAAAAAAAAAAAAGAAGAAUCUGCUGAAGUAAAGAACAUUGCUUGUUCCAAAUCCAAGCAGACGGGGAAAAUUUUUUUUUUGUUU